Molecule: messenger RNA, 1005 nt
Organism: Penicillium cosmopolitanum
Lineage: Eukaryota; Fungi; Ascomycota; Eurotiomycetes; Eurotiales; Aspergillaceae
Product: alpha/beta hydrolase
Exons: 4
Coding region: 1-1005 (334 amino acids)
Molecular function (GO): hydrolase activity
Source: RefSeq, a predicted model, not a curated record
AUGUCACCACCACAUGCCUUCUUUGAUCUCGUCAAAGCCCUUUCAUCGCUAGAUGUUGACAAAUUCCACGGGUUCGAGAUUAUAUCAGCACGAUAUAAAAUAUUACCCGUUGGUGUCGGUGGUAUUUCAACCGAUGUUUUGAUCCCAAAGACUCGGUUGAAAACCAGAAGGCUUUCGAAGUGCCCUCUUAUGAUACGAAUUCAUGGUGGAUUCCUCGUCACUGGCUCAAGCCGUUAUGCGCCUUGGUUUUCCAGCUGGAUCCUGGAUUAUGCCGAAAGAAGUGAUGCGAUUAUCGUAUCCCCCAAUUAUCGCUUGUUACCUGAAGCUACCGGGGAUGAUAUCCUACAAGAUAUUAAUGAUUUCUGGAAUUGGCUUCAUGAAGGUGGACUCUCGGAAUGCUUGAAAAUGGCAGGCUACGUUGAUCUCACCGUGGAACUUUCGCAGCUCUUACUUUUAGGAGAGAGUGCAGGUGGGUAUCUGGCUGUCCAACUAGCCCUGACCUACCCGACUCAGGUCAAAGCCGUUAUCGGAGCCUAUCCAAUGCUUGAUUUGAAGUCGCCAUUCUACACGGAAGCGUUUUCAAAGCCAAUCGUUGGGAUGAUCAUAUGGGCGCUUUGGCAAGAGGAGAGGGGCCUGAGAUGCCCACAGCAGCAGACCCCCCCUGGUCGACUUGACUUAGCUUUCGCAAUUGUCCAGAACGGGAGAUUUCUUCAGUUUUGUGGAAUUGAAAACCCAAAUUUAUUUCCGAUGGACAGGGUACGGAUAAUGUGUUCAUCUUUGCUUGCACAAUUGCCACCAAUGUUCAUCUUCCAUGGCGAGCAAGACUCGGCAGUCCCCGUCGAAGGGUCCCGAAAGUUUAUCGCUUUGGUUCGCGAUAAGGUAAAGGACCCCAAGAUUUAUCUUCAUGUCCAAGAAGGAGACCAUGGAUUUGAUGUGGACGCUACUCUGGAUACACCGUGGCUGCGUGAUGGUUUGGUCAUGAUUUCUAAAGCCUGGUCGGGUUAG